Messenger RNA from Telopea speciosissima, 699 nucleotides. RefSeq lists its product as uncharacterized. The coding region runs from base 1 to 699 and encodes 232 amino acids. NCBI's taxonomy places the organism in Eukaryota, Viridiplantae, Streptophyta, Magnoliopsida, Proteales, Proteaceae. The record is from RefSeq and is a predicted model, not a curated record. The transcript has a single exon.
AUGGAACAGUUCCCCAACCUGCAGAUCCUGGUUCCCGAACCUGCAAAUCUUGAUUAUGCACUGGCUUGGAAACAACAAGAUGCUCUCAUCCUUAGUUUACUCAUAUCUUCAUUAUCCACUAAAGUGUUGCCCCUGAUUAUUGGCAAAGACACCAGCAAGGCUCUCUGGGAUGCGCUUCACAUUGCCUAUGGCUCCACCUCAAGCACUCAUAUUAUGUCUCUUAAUUUAGCUCUCUAUGAUCUUACUCAAAACCCCGAUGAAUCCAUGGUUCUCUUUCUCCAACGAGCACGCUCCAUCGCUGAUGAACUUCAAGCUAUUGGCAAAACCAUCACACCAGAGGAUUUUAAUAUCCAUAUAUACCAUGGUCUUCUCCCUGAUUUGAAGGCCAUAGUCCCAUCUCUGCUUACCCAAAAGCCAGCCCCAUCCUUCAAUGAUCGGCUGGCACUCCUCCAAAGUCAUGAAGUCCUCACUUCAUUCACCAAACUUGCUGUCUCUGAAGUACCUACUACAACAACAGCUCUGUCUACACACUCUGUUAACCAUGGACCUGCCUCUGAUCACAACCCCUCUAAUUCUCAUAAAGGAUAUCCCUACGGUCGUGGCGGUCGUGGUUGUGGCCGUGGUGGCCAUUCUCAAACCAACACACAAUGGUGCAACAUUUGUCAUCGUCUAUAUCAUUCCGCUCAAAACUGCCACUAA